Molecule: messenger RNA, 897 nt
Organism: Mesorhabditis spiculigera
Lineage: Eukaryota; Metazoa; Nematoda; Chromadorea; Rhabditida; Rhabditidae
Source: the annotation of a GenBank genome assembly
AUGGACGGUGCAUCGCUUCCAAAACGCCAAAAGCUCGCCUCGAUUCUGGAGAAUAAAUUCCGGUGUAUGAUUUCGGCGGAUGUCAAGCAAGAAUCCGAAGAAGACCUUCCCUCAACCUCACCCAGCCCUCCAUCGCUUGAAGAUAGAUUAAGCCCGGUCGUCUCUGCCAACCCCUCAACUUCUCAAGCCAACCAUCCUACCCUCUCUUCCCUGUUGUCUGCCCCUUUAAAAGCGCAACAACAACAACAACAAGCUCCAAACAAGCCGCAAGCCGCUCAACAAGGGCCUGGAGAAGAGGCCUUCAAACUCUACGCUCAGUGCACGAGCUGUCGAAUCUACAUGCCAGAUCAGAACGCUUUUAUCCAGCAUGUUUUGCUGCAUUACCCCGCCCAGUUCAGGAUUUUGGGAAGCAAGAGAGAAGCCCCAUCAAGCCCGAAAAUCCAAAAACCUCUUUCUGUCAAGCCGAAAAUCCCGGAAAUCGAGAGCGCAGACCCUAAGAAGCAUUCGAUGUUGAGGAGUUUGUUGGGAGCGUCAACCUCUCAAACCACCACCGCAACUCACAGCCCACGACUCCAUGGCAAUUUGACCCCAAAAUCGGAAGCGAGUAACCCCCCAAAACCGACUACAGCCUGUGGAAUCUGCGGUGAGAUCUUCCCGAAUGUCGACAUUUUGCUGGCGCAUAACCGGGAGUGUACGCCGAUGAGAAAGCUCCUUUCGAUCAAUAAUGCCGUUGUUGUGGAAGCCGCGAAAAGUUUACACCAAGCCCAGCAGGCAUCUAUUUUGGACCAGAAAAGCCGUCUUCCCCACGCGCUACGUUCCGCAAACUUCAGCAACGCCAAGGAACUCUCCACCCUCCUCCAGGCCUACAAUUUGACAAGAACGGCCAUGAAUAGAAAU